Messenger RNA from Gallus gallus (chicken), 1386 nucleotides. It is a transcript of the gene LEPROTL1, whose product is annotated as leptin receptor overlapping transcript like 1. The transcript has 4 exons. Lineage: Eukaryota; Metazoa; Chordata; Aves; Galliformes; Phasianidae. Gene Ontology annotation, cellular component: endosome. Gene Ontology annotation, biological process: negative regulation of growth hormone receptor signaling pathway; late endosome to vacuole transport via multivesicular body sorting pathway. The record is from RefSeq and is a predicted model, not a curated record. Bases 22 to 417 code for a protein of 131 amino acids.
GGCAGCGGGACGCGCAGCGCCAUGGCCGGCAUCAAAGCUCUGAUCAGCCUGUCCUUCGGGGGAGCGGUGGGACUGAUGUUCCUGAUGCUGGGCUGCGCUCUUCCUCAGUACAACCAAUACUGGCCACUGUUUGUUCUGUUUUUUUACAUCCUUUCUCCUAUCCCGUACUGCAUAGCAAGAAGAUUAGUAGAUGACACAGAUGCUACGAGUAACGCCUGCAAGGAGCUGGCCGUAUUUCUUACAACAGGCAUUGUUGUCUCGGCAUUUGGACUGCCUAUAGUGUUUGCCAGAGCAGAACUGAUUUACUGGGGUGCCUGUGCACUUGUUCUUACGGGGAAUACAGUCAUCUUCGCUACGAUCCUAGGAUUUUUCUUGGUCUUUGGCAGCAAUGACGACUUCAGCUGGCAGCAGUGGUGAAAAGAAGAUAGAGAACUAUCAUAGACAUCUUGUCAUUCAGUGGCCAUCCAUACAAAUGAGAGAAUGGGCAAUAAAGAGAAGUAGUGUAGCAAGCCUCUCCAGUAUUCUAGACACUCCUUUUUCAUCUUGUUUGUUCUGAGUGUACUACUGUUUUGCUGAUGGGUUUCUAGGUUUUUAUCAAGUGAAGAGAUAGCUGAUUUCAUUUUUACCUUUGGUAUGUUUUAGGUGCUCUCCUAGUUUGUCAUUCUUGUUCUGUUCAGUGUUUGUGUGAAGCUUUAAAGCUGAAACAAGAAUGUUAAACUUGCUUUGAAACCAUGUUUUAAAGUUGUUUUUUUUUUUAGCAUUAAUACAGUGCUUCAUUUUUUUUAUGUGGUGAUUAAAUUAUAUACAAACUGACCUGAGGUAAGCAAUUGUACACCACCAUUGACAGUUACAGAUACACAGCUUGUUACCAUUUUAGAAGAGGCAAGGGUGGGUGUGUACCAGUUACAGACUUUUUCUUCUGCCCGUACCUCGAAGGGGGUGAUGAAUGUUGAUAGCCUUCAUUUAAGGAAAAGGCUGAGAAGCAGGUGAAGUUAUUUGGGAAGAGUCCUAAAUUUAAGCACCGCUAGCACUUUACCUGCUUCGUUACUGAUUUUUGUGUGGAUGUGACAUUCAGAUACUCUGUAAAUGUGGUAAUAUUAUGACAUGCAAAACCAAAUUGCGUUGUAGGGGGAGGGGAAAAGCUAUAUAAAUUCCAUUUUUUAAAACAAAUAUCUUUUGAAUUCUAUUUAUAACUGUUGUAUUGUUUUGAGCUUUUAUGUCAACUUUUUACCAUGAAGAGGGUAAAAUGUUCAUUUAUGGAACUACUGGUAUGUGUUAAUUUGAAGCAUAUACAAAACUUCUCCUUCCUCUUUUUAAUUUAUUUUAUACAUACCAUGAAUGGAAUAAAACUUUUCAAGUGUACAUUAAAACUUUAUGUUAAACUUG